Theileria equi strain WA is the source of this 1044-nucleotide messenger RNA. RefSeq names its product 40S ribosomal protein L7Ae, putative. Gene Ontology annotation, biological process: snRNA pseudouridine synthesis; rRNA pseudouridine synthesis. Gene Ontology annotation, molecular function: box H/ACA snoRNA binding. Lineage: Eukaryota; Apicomplexa; Aconoidasida; Piroplasmida; Theileriidae. The transcript has a single exon. The record is from RefSeq and is a predicted model, not a curated record. Gene Ontology annotation, cellular component: box H/ACA snoRNP complex. The coding region runs from base 246 to 776 and encodes 176 amino acids.
CCCGGCACUAUCCGUUCUACUUUUCCGUUACAGUUUUCGAGUGGAAACGGUAGUUUUUAAUCGCAAACCCUAGACUUGAGUUUUUCUUGGCGAACUUGUGACACGAGGCAACGCAAAGGGCCGCAAGCUCUCGAUACUCAAAAAGGAAGAAGAAAUAGCCUUUCCUAUUCCACAAAAACAAUAAAACAGCCUAAAGUUGGCCAUAAAGGGGCAUUCAUCGCAUAUAAAUCAGAAAGUUAUCGAAAAUGACCAAAUCGGAGGACGUUUGCGCAGAUUCCGAGGAAUCGCAUUAUGUAUCUCCAGUAGCAAAGCCACAAUUGGCAGGAAAGGUGCUGAUAAGGUCACUCAAGUUGGUAAAGAAAGCCUUGACGCUGGAAAAAUUGGCAAAGCAGCAAAAGCUAGAAAAAGGUCAGGGAGACUUGGUGUUGACCAGAUUAGUGAAGAGAGGGGUUCAAGACGUGACAAAAUCCCUAAGGAAGGGGUCCACUGGAAUUGUUUUAAUGGCCUGUGAUGUACAUCCAGUUGAUGUCCUAGCCCAUGUACCAAUUUUGUGCGAGGAACUCUCGGUAGCCUAUGCUUACGUAACCUCUAAAAGGGUACUAUCGGAUAUUUGCCAGUCAAAAAGACCAACUUGUGUAGUUUUGAUUGUAAAGCCCUCGAAUGACUUCUCCAACAGAAUCAAGAAUCUAGCUCCUGGUCAAGAAGAAAAGGUGGAUUACUCCCAGCUCUUUGAAAAGGUCGAUGGGAGUAUCAGGAAACAUCAUCCGUACUUGUAAGAAUGAUAAUUUGGGGAUUGACACAAGUGCAAGAAUUUAGUUGACCAUAGAAGGGUCCCAGGAAUUGGAUAUUCUACAGGGAACUGAAUACACAAGAGUCGAGGGCCGCCUUUUCAUGUACAUAUCCAGCAGUUUGGGUUAAGCUAUAUGCAAUAAACGUUCAUUACACAAGGAUUGCUGCAUCUAGGUAUAUCCACACUUGGCACAAAAUAAUUCAAGACGAUAAAUUGUUUAUUUAAUAUGUACACUUCCAAGUUAGACAUUAACC